Molecule: messenger RNA, 1216 nt
Organism: Elaeis guineensis (African oil palm)
Lineage: Eukaryota; Viridiplantae; Streptophyta; Magnoliopsida; Arecales; Arecaceae
Product: zinc-finger homeodomain protein 9
Biological process (GO): regulation of developmental process; regulation of DNA-templated transcription
Cellular component (GO): nucleus
Molecular function (GO): DNA-binding transcription factor activity; transcription cis-regulatory region binding
Source: RefSeq, a predicted model, not a curated record
GCUCUUGAACCCUAACCCUACCUAUUAACCCUUACCCCCAAACCUGUGGUUCGGAGCCAUUGGCACUUGCACUUCCCUACCCUCCUCUCUCUCUCACAUCCCAAUCCUUCCCCAACCCCUCUCUCCUAUAUUUAUCCUUCCUUCUCAUUCUAUGUUUCAAGCUAACCUAAAUAAUGGACCCCUCCCCAAAAAUCUCAGGCCCGGAUACCAAGCCCAGGACCUUCUCCUUCUCCAACGGCGGUCUGAAGCGCCACCACCACCGGUCGUUGCCGGCGGCGGACUUCCUAUAUAGGGAAUGCCUCAAGAACCACGCCGCCAGGCUCGGUGGCCACGCCCUCGACGGCUGCGGUGAGUUCAUGCCCUCGCCGGCGGCCAACCACGUCGACCCCACCUCCCUCAAAUGCGCCGCCUGCGGCUGUCACCGCAACUUCCACCGUCGCCUGCCGAAGCCCCUCCUCCUCCACCACCAUGACGACGGCGGCGGCCUGGAGGGCGGGGACGAGAUGGACGGAGGCCAUGAUGAGGACGACAUCAACGGGCGGAUAGAGGAGGAGUACGGCUCAGCCGACGGCCGCCGCCGUUGCCGUAGCUCCGCCUCUCCCCCGCCCUACUCCUCCGCUCCCCACAUGCUCCUCGCGCUCAGUUCCGGCCUCCCUGGCGCCCCCUUUCCGGGACGGGCGGUGGGGCCGCCUGCGGCGGCGGCGUUGCCGAGGAAGAGGUUUCGAACGAAGUUCAGCCCGGAGCAGAAGGAGAGAAUGCACGAGCUUUCGGAGAGAUUGGGGUGGAGGAUGCAGAAGAGGGAUAAAGGAUUGGUGGAGGAAUGGUGCCGAGAGAUCGGCGUCGGGAAGGGUGUAUUCAAGGUGUGGAUGCACAACAACAAGCACGCCUUCUCGGGCUUCGCAGGGAGAGGGGAGGCAGGCGGCGGAAGCGGCAGCGGAGGAGGAGUUGGGGGCGGCGGCGGCGGUUGCCGUGAUGGUGGCGGGAUUGAGGGGAGCGGCAAUGACAGCGGCGGCCACAACAGCCAUGUUUCUUCUUCCUCCUGAGAGGGUGGAAGAGAAUUAUGUUGUUGUUGUUAGUUUUCCUAGUUGUUAUUGAUGGUUAAUUUGGUGUUUCUGGUCUUAAUGAUGGUGAUUUGAAACACUAGCUUUAAGUUUUUUUUUUCCCUUUUUAUUAACAGUGGAAAGUGGUAAUGAAAAUUUUAGCGAGAGAUCUUAAA